AUGGCGACAGGCCUGGUUGACCCCAAGCCAGAGCCUCAGCGGCUAAUGGAAACAGCCCUACAGAACUCAGUCCUCCCAGUUGAACGUCCCAUUUCACUGUUCGAACGAGUGAUCACGACCAAUUCCCCCAUCCUAGAGUCUUUGUUACUCCAAAUUCCGACCGAUACCAUCAUCAAACUUUAUCAUACCUCGCACUACCUUCGCACAUUUCUUCGCUCAUAUCCGACCGCAUGGAGGGCUCUUUCAUUUCGUCUGCUCUACCCAUCAGGUACAUUACCAACCACCCGGAUCAUCGUUCCGGGCAUGUCAGAUCAUGAAUCCCAACGCCAGUCUCGCCCUUAUGCCUUGGACCAACUGUUGAUGAAUGUGGUGAUACCCUUCAGCUCCUGUCUCAAGAGCUUGGAAUUGGAUAAUACUGCUGUUUCAGGACAGAUCUUGAUUUCGACGGUACUGCAUGCGCGCAGGGAAACAUUAGAGCACCUCUCAGUUCGAGGCUGCAAGAAUGUGUCCCUCAAGUAUCACGUCAUCCCAUAUUUGACAAUGUUCGGAUUACAAUACGAUGUGGACAUGGAGAAGAAUAUCGGGAGUUCUCCAGCGACCAAGCGCUUGGUUCUCAAGAGCCUUUACGUGUAUCGAUGCCGCCAUCAUCGCCGCCGGCCUUAUCUCUCGGCCUCGCUGUUGCGCAAGGACUCGGAUUCUGAACCGACUCAUGAACUAGUCAUCCUUUGUCAUAAACUGGGCAUAUGGACCGAUACCGCGUGGUGCACAACGCCUGCUGGCAGGUGCUUUCGCCGGCGUGGAUAUGUUUCCAUGCGUGUCCCACAGGGAUCCCCUGAAGUGUGGGUGGUAUUUGAUCGACUCUGGAGAUGUAAGAACUGGAUUGGGCCAGUGAAUACCGCACAGUCGUCUCGCAUGCAUGAUGGUAAGCUAUGGGAGAACGGUGACUCCGGGACCUAUGGUGAGGCCGUGGGCACUGGCGAGGGUCCUGAUAUGGGCGAGGGUAAGAUGACUCCUGCGCAUCUUCGCCGCAGUCAUACCCAGUUUGUACAGGCUGUGAAAUGCGACGGCUGCAUGGAGGACAUUUCAGAAAGAUGUGAGCAAUGCAGUAUCUUGAUGCAUUGUGUCGGAUGUCGGAGGACUCUAUGUGCCAGUUGCGCUUACGAGCGGCCUUAUCUUCGUCAUGCAAAUUCUGGUGAAGCUACCGAAAAUCACACAAGCAAUCCCGACUCUCUAUGGUGGGCCCCCGGCGCUACGUUCUCACCUAGCUCGAUGCAUGAUCCCGUUCCCAAUCCCCUUGACAACAACUCCUUGUUCAACGGAUCAGCGCCUCCAUCACAUCCUGCUCUAAAGUUUCAUUGGUGUUGCACAGAGCCCAUCUUCUCUGGAGGUGGGGGCAUCAGCAUCGGCACUCCCAGUCGGGACGUGGACCAAGUACGAGCGGUGCCUUUGCCUCGCGGCCGGGGCUGGGAAGACCUCGAGUAUACUGUCAGCGAGUGGAGCAAAACUUUCCCAAAGUACGCUUACGGCGACCCUAGCAAACCGGAUUAUUCCCUCGAGACCGGGCACCUUGCCAUGAUGAAAUGGUUGCUAGGGCCUCCUAAUCGGCAAGUCUCACCAUGCCCCCGGAAUCUAUGCCAGGAGUGCUACGACUCGCCACAGUGGAAGGUCCACUGUAAAAGUUGCUCCAAACCUCUUUGCAUUGAGCAUGACCUACGUGGUCUCCGUUUGCGCAUCUGUGGCUACAGAGACCUUGCUUUUGAAAAAAUGACUAUUCAAAAUCGAUCGGCGGUCAAUCCUCCGUCUCCUAGUGCAUCAAUAGGUCACCUUCCGGCAUAUGACCUUCCUUUCCGGACCCAACGACUUGUCGACUCCACCAACAGCAGUUUCAUCGAUGACCCACCGGGAGAUGAGGUCGUAGAGGACAACUCCGAACCUCUGGGUGGAAAUUCGUCUCUUUUCCCUCGCCAUCCAAACCGGUCUUUCUCCGCCCCACCCUCCAAUCAUUCGGGGUCAUCGUCCCCCUCCUCUUCUUGCUUUGAGCCCACAUUUGAGGCACAGCGGUGGCAAGGGUGUCAAUCGUUCUUUUGUCCUCAAUAUCGUGCCGUCGGUGAUCAACGCCAACGAUGCCCAAGCCAUCUAAGAGAGUGCAAGGCCUGUGCGGUCUAUGUCUGCCAAGAUUGCGUACAAUCCAAUCCCCCAUGCAAGUGCUCCUACUGCGAGGAAAACUAUCUGUGCCCAAACUGCAUGAAAGACCGUGCUCGUGAUGGCACCUGCCGCCGUCGUGAGGAGGAAAAAGCGCGGAGAGAGCGCAAGUGGAAAAAAGACAUGCGAGUCCUUGAGGGGAUUUUGGAACUCAAAGUCGCUAACGAGAUGGCUGAGUUUGCUGGUGAAUUCUUUGGUCUGGUCGAACAUGACCCGGAUGAUUCAGUUCCCACCGGUGUACUCAUUGACAUUCACGAGGCCGAGGAUCCUUUGCCAGGCAGUCCUCAAAGGCCACAUGUUGAGCUUUCUACAGACAUGGGAUCCACUCUAUUCGCUGGCAAUAAUUACCUUGAUUCCCUCUACGAAUUCGAAUAG
Messenger RNA from Penicillium angulare, 2577 nucleotides. RefSeq lists its product as uncharacterized. The transcript has a single exon. NCBI's taxonomy places the organism in Eukaryota, Fungi, Ascomycota, Eurotiomycetes, Eurotiales, Aspergillaceae. The coding region runs from base 1 to 2577 and encodes 858 amino acids. The record is from RefSeq and is a predicted model, not a curated record.